AUGAGCAGCUUAGAGAGUCGACGCAGAAGGCCCAAACAUCUUCCUGCUGCUGCUGCUGCUGUCGUUGCUGCGCUGCUGCUGCUCACCGCUUGCCUAUGCAUUCUGCCCCCCGUUGCAGGCGCCGCAAGUGACCUUCUCCAACAGCAACAGCAGCAGCAGCAACAGCAGCAGCACGAGCAUCUAGAGCAGCAGCACCAGCACCCAGAGCAGCAGCAACAGCAGUCGGAGCACGAGCAACAGCAGCAGGAGCAGCAGCAGGAGCAGCAGCAGGAGCAGCAGCAGGAGCAGCAGCAGGAGCAGCAGCAGGAGCAGCAGGAGACACUCACAGCAGCAGACGAUGAGACACUGGUCUCCUCUUCCGUGCUGCAGCAGUUUGCUGCUGAAGGGGAGCGGCAGCUAGCUGAGUCUGGGUUAAGAACGUUCUAUGCAGAUGGGGAUCAGGGGGGCCCCCCGGGGGGCCCCCACCAGCUGAGGCACAGCCGCAGCAGCAGCAGCAGCAGCAGCAGCUUGGGGUCCCCAGAUGAAGAGAAGAAAAACAGAAGAAGGAGACCGCAAUCGUCGCUGAGAUACAGAGGCGCAAGUGCUGCUGCAGCAACAGCAGCAAGGUCAAGAGGCAGCUCCAUGCCCCCGCCUAUUCGCCUGCCUGACGCAACAGCAGCAGCAGCAGUAACAGCAGUAGCUGUAGCAGCAGCAGCAGCAGCAGCAAGAGGAAAACCCACAACAUCCAUAACACCAACAACAGCAGCAGCAGCAGCAGCUGCAGCAGCAGCAACCCCACCGCGUCCUCAAGCAAGACCCCCAGGCGUUACAGCAGUCUCACCUGCACCCACUGCAGCAGCAGCAGCAGCAGCGGCAGCAGCAGCAGCAGCAGCAACGGAGCCGAAGGAGAAGAAUUUAUUUCUUGCGGAUGUUGCAGCAGAAGCCCCAGAGGUGCCGCUGCUGGACCUUCUUAAUAAAAUAGAGGGCAGCAAGAACGACAGUGUUGCUGCUGCAGUGGGUCGGGGUUCUCUGCGUGCAUACGCGACGCUAAAGCCUUUGCUUGAUGCUGCAGCAGCAGCGCAGCAGCAGCAGCAGCAGCAGCAGCUAGCGAGGACAACACAGCUGCGAAAAGAAAGGAUAGAAGCUCUGCAGGAGACACAGAGAAAACGAGCUGCUGCUGCACUCAAGCAGCAGCAGCAACUCGCGCUGCAGCGGGAGAAAGCCAGAGAAAAUCAAAGAGAAAGACAAAGACACACUGCAGCAGCGAGAAGAGAAGCAGCAAAACAUAACGAUGAACGCAGGGGUUUAGAGUGGGGGGACCGCUGGGCGUCCAUAAAGGAAGGAGACAAAGAGAGAGCGACGCGGCAGUGGCAGCAGCAGGAGCAGCUGAUGGAGCAGCAGCUGCAGCAGCUGCAGCAGCACAGAGAACGCGAGGCAGCAAGAGCAGCAGCAGCAGCAGCAGAACAGGCCCCUUCUCUCCUCUCGGACUUGUUCUCAGGCAGAUUCAGCAGCAACAGCAGCAGCAGCAGCAGCAGCAGCAGCAUAGAAGGGAGCAGCAGCAGGGAGACACACACACCACACCUGCAGCAGCAGAUACUAACACAGGAGCAGCAGACCCUACACCGCAAGUGGAAGCAGCAGCAAAAGUAUAACCAUGAAGAUGCUGUUGCUGCUGCUGCUGUCUAG
Messenger RNA from Eimeria mitis, 1665 nucleotides. RefSeq lists its product as uncharacterized. The coding region runs from base 1 to 1665 and encodes 554 amino acids. NCBI's taxonomy places the organism in Eukaryota, Apicomplexa, Conoidasida, Eucoccidiorida, Eimeriidae. The record is from RefSeq and is a predicted model, not a curated record. Gene Ontology annotation, biological process: translation. Gene Ontology annotation, cellular component: ribosome. The transcript has 2 exons. Gene Ontology annotation, molecular function: structural constituent of ribosome.